Molecule: messenger RNA, 1795 nt
Organism: Pseudogymnoascus verrucosus
Lineage: Eukaryota; Fungi; Ascomycota; Leotiomycetes; Thelebolales; Thelebolaceae
Exons: 1
Coding region: 191-1795 (534 amino acids)
Source: RefSeq, a predicted model, not a curated record
CCUCUCACGUGGUAGGGCACCAAACAGUUUUCAUCUACAGCUGAGAGAAGGCGCGAGCAAAAGCUUGCGUUUAGUCAGAACAUCCCCACAAUGCCCUCGAAUAUUUAGAUGCUGUCGCCUGCCAUGUAGGUACUGUCUUCUCAAGCAGCAUUCACUCUCAUCUUCUAUCAUUACUUCAUCUCUCUGUGCUAUGCCUUCUCUAUCAUCAGUCACCAGCGCCGCCGACGUCCUCGUUAUUGGUGGUGGAAAUGCGGGCUUCACAGCAGCAAUACAGGCGGCAGAGGCUGGUGCAGGGCGCGUUGUAAUUAUCGACAAGUGUCCUGAGGAAUGGGCAGGUGGUAACAGCUUCUUUACUGCCGGCGCCUUUCGGACCGUGCACAAUGGCACAGCAGAUCUGCUUCCCAUCGUCAACAACGUCACGGCUGAAAUGGCCAAGCUCAUUGACCUCGAACCCUACACGCCGGCGGAAUUCCGGAAGGAUAUUGACCGGAUGACUUCGGGGAGAACUGAUCCUGAACUAAGCCAGGCCCUGAUCGAGGAGUCGAAUGCGGCCGUUAAGUGGCUAGCGAAGCAGGGAAUCCGCUUCCAACUCUCUUUCAACAGACAGGCGUACAAGGUUAAUGGCCGCUUCAAGUUCUGGGGCGGCAUGUCCCUAAAGACUGAUGAGGGAGGGAAGGGCUUAAUCCAAGACCACCAGAAUGCCGCACGCCGGCACGGCAUCGAGGUCUAUUACUCAACCGCCGCAAAACGCAUCAUCACGGACCAAGCUACGGGUGCCGUAUCAGGCGUCGUUGUUGAGGUCCAAGGAAUCGACAAAAUAAUUAAAACGAAGGCAGUGAUCCUUGCCGCUGGCGGUUUCGAAGCCAACCCCCGUAUGCGCUCACAAUAUCUCGGUCCGGGGUGGGACCUGGCACGCGUUCGCGGUACCCCAUAUAACACUGGUGACGCUCUCGAAUUUGCAAUGCGGGAUGUGAAUGCCAAGCAGGCUGGCAACUGGUCUGGGUGCCAUAGUACAUGCUGGGACGCGAAUGCACCAGCGAACAGCGGCGACCGGGCCAUCUCCAACGAAUUUACUAAGAGCGGAUAUCCGCUAGGCCUAAUGUUGAACAACGGCGGCGAGCGCUUUGUUGACGAGGGAGUUGACAUGCGGAAUUUUACCUAUGCACGCUUUGGGCGCGCGAUCCAUGGGCAACCUGAUGGAGUGGCAUUCCAGGUAUGGGAUCAGCGCAUGAUUCCGUGGCUUCGGGACGAGGAAUACCGUGAUACAGUAGUGGAGAAAAUUUGGGGUUCGACGCUUGAAGAGCUGGCAGAGAAUUGCGCGCAGCGUGGGCUGAAUGAGCCAGCGACUUUUAUCUCGACUAUUAAGGAAUAUAACUCGGCCGUCUACGCAUCACAAAAGGAGAAGCCAAGCUUGAUUUGGGACCCCGCUGUCAAAGACGGCUUAUCAACGCAGAGUUCUACGGUAAAGCUGGUGCUACCCAAGUCGAACUGGGCACUCCCAGUUGACAAAGGUCCAUUUAUGGCGGUUAAGGUAUGCUGUGGUAUCACAUUUACCUUCGGGGGCCUGUCUGUAAACCCAGUUAGCACUGCUGUCAUCUCGCAAUCAGGCCGGGAGGUGGAGGGCCUGUUCUGCGUAGGUGAAAUGUUGGGAGGUCUGUUUUAUGGCAAUUAUCCUGGUGGCAGUGGUUUGACGAGCGGUGCUGUGUUUGGACGGAGGGCAGGUGUUGCGGCAGCGAGGGUAGCCGGUGCGAAGGGAGUGGUAGCGACUGAGGUGGGUUUCUCGUCGCGGUUAUAG